Messenger RNA from Homalodisca vitripennis (glassy-winged sharpshooter), 5090 nucleotides. RefSeq names its product muscle calcium channel subunit alpha-1-like. Gene Ontology annotation, molecular function: high voltage-gated calcium channel activity. Gene Ontology annotation, cellular component: voltage-gated calcium channel complex; membrane. Lineage: Eukaryota; Metazoa; Arthropoda; Insecta; Hemiptera; Cicadellidae. Gene Ontology annotation, biological process: calcium ion import across plasma membrane. The record is from RefSeq and is a predicted model, not a curated record.
AUGAACUGUCGUGCCGCACAUGUCGGCGUGUAGCCGGUCGUUGCCGGUGUAAGUGGGUGUGUCUACUUCUUCAUGGCAAGCUCUCCACUGCAGUGGUCCUCUAGGUCCCCGACGCUAUGGACGCCGCCCCCCGCUCCCCAGUUGCUACUUCAGGAAUACACUAUGAGUUGCCUCAGACCGGUAAGCCCCUGUCCAGCGCUUGGCAAACUGCUCUAAGCGCCACAGCCAUGAGUGCCACCAACAAUAACAACAACAAUAACAACAAUGCCAACAAGCAGACGCCCAAGCGGCCGGUGCGGAGAGGGGUGAAACCAGCACCAGAACGUCCGCAACGGGCGCUAUUUUUCUUCACAUUAAAAAAUCCUUUGCGGACGUUGUGCAUAGAUGUCGUCGAAUGGAAACCCUUCGAAUGGUUAAUUCUAUUCACAAUUUUCGCUAAUUGCGUGGCACUCGCAGUUUUCACCCCUUACCCCAACAGUGAUUCCCACAUCACAAACGCUUAUUUGGAAAAGAUUGAAUAAUUUUUUUUUGUGAUAUUUACAGUAGAAUGCGUAAUGAAGAUAAUCGCAUAUGGAUUUAUUGCUAAUUCUGGUGCAUAUUUGCGAAACGGCUGGAACAUACUAGAUUUUACAAUAGUAGUAAUAGGUAUGUUAAGCACAUUACUACAUUUUUUGAAGGAGGGAUUCGAUGUGAAGGCGUUGAGAGCCUUAAGGGUAUUGCGACCUCUACGGCUCGUUUCUGGGGUCCCAAGUUUGCAAAUUGUGCUAAACUCUAUCCUUCGUGCCAUGGUGCCUUUGUUACAUAUUGCUCUUCUAGUUAUCUUUGUCAUUAUUAUUUACGCGAUUAUUGGUUUGGAGAUGUUCUCGGAGAUGUGUCUUACUCUGCACAAAUCAUGCUACAAUAAGACUACAGGCCAGCUGAUGGACAAGCCACAUCCCUGUGCAGAUCCUGGAUCUGCAGGCUUCCAGUGCUCUGUCUACGGCAGUGAUAUGAUCUGUCGUGAAGGCUGGGAAGGACCAAACCAUGGCAUAACAAAUUUUGAUAACUUUGGUCUCGCCAUGUUAACUGUUUUCCAAUGUAUCACUCUAGAAGGAUGGACUGAUGUUUUAUACAGUAUAGAGGAUGCACUUGGAAAUACAUGGCAAUGGAUUUAUUUCAUUUCUAUGGUCAUACUUGGUUUUUUUGUGAUGAAAAUAAUUCUUGGUGUCCUCAGUGGAGAGUUUUCCAAAGAAAGAGAAAAAGCUAAAGCGAGAGGUGAUUUUCAUAAGUUAAGAGAAAAGCAACAAAUAGAAGAGGAUCUGAGGGGGUAUCUAGACUGGAUAACACAAGCGGAAGACAUAGAACCAGAGGGAGAGGACCAAGGCAACAAUCAGAAUGGAAAAAACAAAAACGACCGUGAAACGGAAUCUGCUGAUAGGUUAGAAGGAGACGAGGGAGAAAUCCAGGAAUCGUGGUUCAGAAGAAAGAAAAAAGAUUUUGAUAGGGUCAACAGGAGGAUGCGGCGUGCUUGCAGAAAGGUAGUCAAAUCUCAGGCAUUUUACUGGCUCAUCAUCAUUUUAGUUUUUCUCAACACAGGAGUACUUGCAACUGAACAUUACGGACAACCAAAUUGGUUAGAUUAUUUUCAAGAUGCCACAAAUAUGUUCUUCAUAGCUCUCUUCACUCUUGAGAUGCUUUUAAAAAUGUACAGUUUAGGUUUUCAGGGAUAUUUUGUUUCAUUAUUCUAUAGUUUUGAUUGUUUUGUUGUUAUUGGAAGCAUAUCAGAAAUGAUUUUAACAAGAACACACUGGAUGCCACCAUUAGGUGUUUCUGUUUUGCGUUGUGUCAGAUUGCUCAGGGUUUUUAAAGUUACCAAAUACUGGCGAUCUUUAUCAAACUUGGUCGCAUCAUUGCUGAACUCAAUACAAUCUAUUGCAUCCCUGCUGCUCUUGCUCUUUCUGUUUAUUGUCAUCUUUGCUUUACUUGGAAUGCAAGUAUUUGGUGGGAAGUUCAACUUUGAGAAAGCAGUGGAAGACAAACCUCGGCAAAACUUUGAUAGCUUCUGGCAGAGUCUGCUCACAGUGUUCCUGAUACUUACAUGUGAAGACUGGAAUGCAGUGAUGUAUGAUGGGAUUCAAGUGUACCAUAGAGUGGGAGGUUUUGGGAUUCUAGCUUGCAAUUAUUUCUUCAUCCUUUUCAUCUGUGGUAACUAUAUCCUGCUAAAUGUCUUCUUGGCCAUUGCUGUAGACAACUUGGCUGAUGCAGAGUCCCUUACUGCAAUCGAAAAAGAAGCUGAUGAAGAGGCAGAAAAGCAAGCAGAAAUGGAUCAAAUGGGAGAAUGUGGAGAAAAUACUUCUCAACUAGAAGGUGAAGAGCACAUGGAUGAUGAUCAAAGAGAUUAUGACGGGAAUAUUGAUGAGGAAAAUGAAGAAAUGUCUGUCAAGGAUGAAGACACAAGAAGUCACACUAAAGUCUGUUUGGAGGUGGGAGAUAGUGAGGACUAUUACGAGGAACAAAAUGAUAAUCAAGUGGUAACACGCGAACCCGGUGAGUCAAAAAAUGGAGAGGACAACCAGAGGAAAAGGUCUGCUUUGCCAAGGCGUGUUUCGGACACCAGCCAGAAAACUGAGAAAAAACCCCUCCCUGAAGCAAGCUCCUUUUUUGUAUUUAGCCAUACAAACAGGUUCAGAGUUUUCUGCCACUGGUUUUGCAAUCACAGCCACUUUGGAAAUGUAAUCCUAGUUUGUAUUAUGGUCUCCUCAGCCCUUCUAGCAGCAGAAGAUCCAAUACAUCAAGAUUCUCAGCGCAAUCAGAUACUGAACUAUUGUGAUUAUUCCUUCACUUCAGUUUUUACCAUUGAAAUAUUUUUUAAAAUGAUCUCCUAUGGUUUCGUGAUUCACGAUGGAGCAUUUUGUCGAUCUGCAUUUAACCUGCUCGAUCUCCUAGUUGUGUGCGUCUCUUUGGUCUCUAUAUAUUGGAAGUCAGGAGCUAUCUCAGUUGUCAAGAUUCUCAGGGUUUUGAGAGUUCUUAGGCCUCUGAGAGCCAUAAAUAGAGCAAAAGGAUUGAAGGGGAAGUUCUAUAAAUGUAAUGAUGGAUCAAAGAUGUCCAAAGAAGAAUGCCGAGGCCAUUUUCUCACUUUUGCCGGUGGAGACAUGAAUAAACCAUCAAUAGAAAAAAGAGAAUGGGAACGAAACAGAUUUCACUUUGAUGAUGUGGCGGAAGCAAUGCUCAAUUUAUUCACAGUUUCUACAUUUGAAGGCUGGCCUGGGCUUUUUUAUGUUUCUAUCGAUUCAAAUGCAGAGAACAGAGGACCCAUUCACAACUUUCGACAGAUUGUAGCAGCUUACUACAUUAUCUACAUCAUUAUAAUUGCUUUCUUCAUGGUCAAUAUUUUCGUUGGUUUCGUUAUUGUUACAUUUCAAAGUGCAGGUGACCAGGAGUACAAAAACUGUGAACUUGAUAAGAAUCAGAGGAACUGUAUUGAGUUCGCCCUCAAAGCAAAGCCUGUGCGAAGAUAUAUUCCUAAACACUGGUUCCAGUACAAAGUGUGGUGGUUUGUGACAUCACAGCCAUUUGAGUACACAAUCUUCGUCUUGAUCAUGAUCAAUACAAUCACUCUUGCCAUGAAAUUCAAUGAACAACCAGAAUUCUAUACCAAAACUCUUGACAUACUCAACAUUGUCUUCAGUGUUGUUUUUGCUGCAGAGUUCAUGUUCAAAGUAGCUGCAUUUAGAUUUAGGAACUAUUUUGGUGAUCCUUGGAAUGUGUUUGAUUUCAUCAUAGUGCUGGGCAGUUUCAUUGACAUAGUAUACGACAGACUAAACCCAGGUUCCAGUCUAAUAUCAGUAAACUUCUUUCGGCUGUUUCGUGUGAUACGUCUGGUGAAGCUUCUCAGUCGAGGAGAGGGUAUCCAAACGUUGCUGUGGACAUUCAAAAAGAGUUUUCAAACUCUGCCUUAUGUAGCUCUGCUUAUCAUCAUGCGUUUCUUCAUCUAUGCUGUCAUUGGAAUGCAGGUUUUUGGGAGGAUUAGACUAGGUUCUUCAGCAGAGGAAUCGCACAUCCACAGGAACAAUCACUUCUAUACAUUCCCUCAAGCCGUUUUGGUCUUGUUCCGGUCAGCUACAGGUGAAGCUUGGCAAGAAAUUAUGCUGGACUGCUCCCACCGCCCCAACAUUGUGUUGUGCGAUGAGGAGACAGGGGAAGGGGAUAACAAGGAAGGAUGUGGAUCUGAUAUAGCCUUUCCUUACUUCAUUUCAUUUUAUGUACUCUGUUCUUUUUUGAUAAUUAAUUUGUUUGUUGCUGUUAUUAUGGACAACUUUGACUAUUUAACACGUGAUUGGCCAGUCUUGGGUCCUCAUCAUUUGGAUGAAUUUAUUCGGUUGUGGAGUGAAUAUGACCCAGAUGCCAAAGGCAGAAUCAAACAUCUAGAUGUUGUUACACUGUUGCGGAAGAUUUCACCACCUCUUGGUUUUAGAAAACUUUGCCCUCAUCGAGUGGCUUGCAAGCGGUUAGUGUCAACGAAUAUGCCUCUAAACAGCGAUUGCACAGUGCUGUUCAAUGCUACUCUCUUUGCUGUGGUACGCACAUCUCUCCAUAUAAAACAGAAGGCAACAUUGAUGAUGCGAAUGAGGAACUUCGUGCAGUGAUAAAGAAGAUUUGGAAAAGAACCAGUCCUAAGCUCCUGGAUCAAGUAGUCCCUCCUCCUGGCGUUGACGAUGAAGUUACUGUUGGAAAGUUUUAUGCCACAUUCCUUAUUCAAGAUUAUUUCAGGCGAUUUAAGAAAAGAAAAGAACAGGAACUUAAAGAUGGAGACAAGGAGUCACACAAUACAGUUACUUUACAGGCUGGUUUACGGACAUUGCACGAUGCAGGCCCAGAACUGAAACGAGCGAUUUCAGGCAACUUGGAAGAGCUCAUUGAUGACAACCCAGAACCCAUGCACAGACGAAAUCACUCUUUGUUUGGGAGUGUUUGGUCCUCAGUGAGACGUGGUAGUGGGAGCUUCCAUCGAGCUAAAUCUCUGAAAACCAAUGCCACUAAUAUCAAGGUGUCACCAACAAACUCAAUAAACUACUUGCCUUACAACUCUCUCCAGAGAGCUGUCACAGAUG